Messenger RNA from Rhipicephalus microplus (southern cattle tick), 2738 nucleotides. Its product is annotated as adhesion G protein-coupled receptor L2. Gene Ontology annotation, molecular function: G protein-coupled receptor activity. Gene Ontology annotation, cellular component: plasma membrane. Lineage: Eukaryota; Metazoa; Arthropoda; Arachnida; Ixodida; Ixodidae. Gene Ontology annotation, biological process: cell surface receptor signaling pathway; G protein-coupled receptor signaling pathway. The record is from RefSeq and is a predicted model, not a curated record.
AUGGCAUACGGGCGGACCGGUGUGCCCGGCGGAGCGGCGACCACGACUGAGAAGCGACGAGACAGGCGGGGCAAGAUCAUCAACUGUGCCUCGAUCCUGACGACGGAGACCGAGGUGGCCGAGCAAGAGGCCAUUGCACUCGCCAUGCAAAGCGGUCGGAGAGAUGGAGUGUAUAGUGACUCCAAAGCAGCCGCGUCGACGUUUCUGCAGCUUCGCGAGCCCUCACAGCCUCCGGGUCCGCGCCUCCGGGUCCAGGUACAUGCUACCGUGCCGCUGCAGUUUCACAAGCUCUCAUCUCUGGGUCAGCCUGCUGGCGCUGCCAUAUCGCUUCAACUUCGCGAGCCAGUAUCUCUGGAUCCUCAUGUCUGCGUUGCCGUGCUGCUAGCACUCUGUUCGGAACUAGAAUGCCACACCACCUCCUCGAUUACCACGGCAAGCCGGACGGAGAGCCCGGUUGAACCAGUAUCAUCCCCGGACGUUGCACAUGGCAACACUACUGUCUCCCCGCCAGCUACAAGUACUGCAUCAGAACCUGAAGACGCCUUCCAGAAACGCCUGAACAUGCUACUUAAGGAGCAGAAGCUGGUACUUGCACCGGCACCCGAAGGCAAGAGCCGGCGUCGGCGCGCAGUCAUGCAGAAAGCCUCUGAAGUCUGGGCGCUGUUUCGUGGAAGGCACUUCGUCGAUACUGAGCUGCAGAAAAGGCGAGAUCUACCGGACAUGGACGAGUGUGAAGAGACCGUUUACCGGGGAAUCACGUGGCCGGCGACGCCACCGGACAAGUGCACCGAGAUGGACUGCCCCAACUGGAACGUUGGCAUUAUGACGUGGUGCUGCAACUCAAGGGGAUACUGGAAGACUCAGAGCCCGAACACGGCGCAGUGCGUGCAGCCUUCAGUACUGUUGCUAAAGAGUCAGAUCACAGCAAGCUCAAAGCAGAAGUACUUAGCCGACAUCAUCGAGACGGUGAGCGAUUUCGUGGGCAACAACUCGCUCGAGGUCGGCGGCGAUCUGGUGGCCAUCGUCGACCUUCUGGACAUGGGCGUGGCGAGAAGCGACACCGGGGACAACUACCCGGGACGCAUCGCCAGCGCCGCGCAGGCGCUGCGCGUAGGCGGUCUCACGGCCUCCACGGUCGACGCACUGCUCAGCCGCGACAAGCCAUGGAACGAGGUGCCCGCGCAAACGCGCCACAGCUGCGCCACGACUCUAUUGCUGAUCAUGGAUGUCGCCGGAAUAAUCCUCAGUGCUGCCAGCAGCGAACAGAAGAUUCUCGCUUUUAUCAACUUCCAGAUGAACAUAAUCUCAAGCACGACGACACACAUCGCCAACCAGACGAUGCUGCUGCCCGCGCCCGGUAACUCAUCCAACCGAUCGUACAGCACGGCGCAACUUCGCAUCGCACGCAACUCGAGCGGCGCUGAAGAAGAUUCACCAGUUGGCCCCGCUGGCCAAGACGGUGCAGGCGACGUCGUCAUCGUGUUUACCGAGUUCCCGCGGCUCGACAAGCUCCUCCUCGACGACGGGGUGGACAUAGGAGAUCCUAAGCAGGAACUGAACUCUCCGGCCAUCAGCAUCAGAGUGGGCAGUGAGGCGCCGGGCUUGGUGCUGGGCGCGCACGUCGAACUGGCUCUGCCCAUGCUGCACCACGACGCAGAGAACCCCACAUGCGUCUUCUGGGACACUCUCAUCAAUGAAUGGAGCCCUGAUGGAUGCCAGGUUGGGAGACGUAACGGCACCCACGUGGUCUGCUUCUGCCAGCACCUGUCCAACUUCGCCGUGCUUAUGGACCUGCAUGGAGCGUUGCCGAAAGACGAGAGGUCGACCCUGCCCCUGAGGAUCAUUACUUGGACAGGUUGCAGCGCGUCUGUUCUUUGCCUAUGCCUCUGCGUCACUGUGUUCGGCUGCUUCAGGUCCUUACGCAACACUCGUACGUCAAUUCACCUGAACCUUUGUAUCUGUCUUCUGGUAGCGGAAGUUGUCCUCAUGUUCGGCAUUGACCAAACCAAGCACAAGGUAGAGAUUGCCACCAUCUGCAACGAAUUGAUCUACGCUUUUUCGACUCUUGUUGUGCUCGUAGAAGCGGGCUACUUGAAGCCACCUCAAUAUUCAGCAAGAAAGCUUGCCGGUCUUUUUUGUGCGCGAGGCAACCAAAAGCAGCCAUAAGAAGCACAUCUGUACCAAUUUGAUUCACUGUACGAAUGUCCUUGCAUGCGUGCUUCUGUGACCUGGAAUAAUUCAGUCAUUACACCAGCUACGUCAUUUUCUAAAGACUAUAUGUAGUUGCGAUAACUCUUAUUCACCGUGUACUUAUAUAUUCCAUGUAGUCUAUAAUGUUUCGUACACCUGAGGCUUCCAUUCGAAACACAUUUACAUCCACUGCAUGUUCGAGCAAAAAAGUUUUGGCACCUAAUAAUACUUCCUGAAUGCGGCCCAUAUUCGCUUCUUGUGUCAAAUCACAGCUUUGUGGGUCCUUAAGGUUUAGCAGUUGAACAUAUGUUUAUUUUUUUACUCUUGAGAUCAUUAUAUUCUGGUGUGCCAUAGUUUAACGUGUGGCGGAGUCAGUUCAUUGUAUGAGAAUUGGUCGCGUAGAAACGUAAGCACUAGUGCCCGAGUGAACUGACGAGAAUGGUGUUCGCAUGUUGUUUACAAUGCAUACAUGUCAAGUGGUGACAUGGAGCCGAUCGUGCAAUGUACUUUUCCUUCGAUGUACUUGAAUAAAACCUUCUUGAACUCAA